AUGACUAAUUCUUUGCCGCUUCAUAAUAACCAAACUCUCUUAAACCAAAGACCAUCAAAUGAUGAUGAAUAUGAUAGGAAAAAUUCAACUUCAAGUGCUACAACACCACAUCAUGGGAAGGAUUAUAUCGAACAGAGAAAUGUAUAUGUAAAUGGAUCAAUUCAAUUUUCCCUUCCUAGUAAAUAUGCAGCCAUUCAAGUAUUGGGUAAAGGAUCAUACGGGACAGUUUGUUCUGCUAAAGAUCUUACUGCCAAGAAGACGUUUGGAAAUAAAGAGCCUUUAUUGGCUAUUAAGAAAAUUACUAACAUCUUGAGUAGAGAGAUACUAUUGAAGAGAUCUAUUAGGGAAUUAAAAUUUAUGGCAUUUUUUCAAGGUCAUAAGAAUAUUGUGAAUUUAAUAGAUGUUGAAUUGAUUUUCGAAAAACCUUACGAUGGGUUAUACUGCUAUCAAGAAUUAAUAGAUUAUGAUUUAUCUAAAGUUAUUCAUUCUUCUGUUCAAUUGACAGAAUUCCAUAUCAGAUAUUUCACUUAUCAAAUUUUAUGUGGGUUGAAAUAUAUUCACAGUGCAGGUGUCAUUCAUCGUGAUUUGAAACCCGGAAAUAUUUUAUGUACAGUUAAUGGAUGUCUGAAAAUAUGUGAUUUUGGAUUAGCAAGGGGUAUCGAACAGAUAGAAGUUACUAAAUUCCAACAACAAGAUAUAACCAACUAUGUCGCAACUAGAUGGUAUAGAGCUCCUGAGAUUAUAUUAUCUAGAAAGCCGUAUAAUAAAUCUAUUGAUAUGUGGGCAGUUGGUUGCAUUCUGGCAGAAUUUUAUUAUAGAAAACCACUCUUUAUGGGGAAUGACUCAAUGCAUCAAAUUUAUGAGGUAAUUAAAGUGUUAGGGUAUCCUCCAAGUCACUUAUUAGUUGACUUUGGAUCAGUGAAAGCAUGGAAUCUAGUGAAUAGCAACUCAUUUAAUAAUUCAGAAAAGAAAGAUUGGGAUGCCAUUCUUCCAGGUGUUUCAAUAGAUGCUGUUAACCUGUUGGAUCAACUCCUCUGUUGGGAGCCAGAUAAACGUAUCAGUGUCAUUGAUGCACUAGAUCACAAGUUUGUUGAUAGUGUAAGGCGGAACAACGACGAACCAGUUUGCCCUCAUGGAAUCUUUGACUUUGCCUAUGAAUCGGAAUUAAAAUCAAUGACUAAUUUAAAGGAUUAUUUAAUAAAAGAAAUAUCCUUAUUUAAGAUUAACCGUAAGUAG
Maudiozyma saulgeensis is the source of this 1236-nucleotide messenger RNA. Lineage: Eukaryota; Fungi; Ascomycota; Saccharomycetes; Saccharomycetales; Saccharomycetaceae. The record is from the annotation of a GenBank genome assembly.